Messenger RNA from Helianthus annuus (common sunflower), 1113 nucleotides. RefSeq names its product vicilin-like seed storage protein At2g18540. Lineage: Eukaryota; Viridiplantae; Streptophyta; Magnoliopsida; Asterales; Asteraceae. The transcript has 3 exons. The record is from RefSeq and is a predicted model, not a curated record. The coding region runs from base 1 to 1113 and encodes 370 amino acids.
AUGGGUGUGUUGCGCGACUUGGGGAUUGAUCCUGAAGAUAAGAAGAAAAAACCUGUGAGAAAGAAGAAGGUUAUCACGUUGGAUUCCGAGGUGACCAGCAAGGGAGCUGGGAGCAGUCGCGCAACCGCUGGCGCUGCUGACAAAGGUACUCUCCGCCUUCGUCAAAGUAACUUGGAGGAUUACGUUAUUAUCAGUGAUUCAUUUGAAGGUUUAUCGCGUAUAGGCGAGAAGAAAACUGGAGCAGGUGGUUCAAAGAGCUCAGGGAGCGCGGGUUCUCGCAACCCGGAUGCUGGUGCGACUCCUUCCUCUGUUGCGCAUGAAGAGGAGGAAGAAGAAGCAGAAGAGGAGGAGUCUGCUGCAAAGUUAAUCAGCAGGAAAAGAAAUAGGAGUGAGACCACAACUGGUGUGUCUACUGCGCCGAAGGCUGGUGCGGUUCCUUUGAACGGGAAGCAGAGCAGCUUGCGCUCUCUUUAUAGGUUUUCUCCUGAGGCCAAGAAGAAGUCGCCUGAGAAGGGUGUCGUAUUUACAGAGCCCUCAGAGCCGGUGCAGAAAAGGCCUAAGAUUACUAUCAAACCUUUCCAGGCUGCUGGGGCAGAGUCUAAACAGGAUAAACAAGCUGCUGAGACAGAGAGGGCGAAAGCUGCUGAAGCUGAGAAGAGACAAGCUGAGGAAAAGAAGAAAGCUAAGGAAGACAAGCGCAAAGCUGAGGAAGACAAGCGCAAAGCUGAGGAGGAGCGUAAGAAGAGGGCCGAGGAAGAGAAGAGGAAAAAGGUUGAGGAAGAGAGGAAAAAUAAAGCAGAGGAGGAGAGGAGGAAAACAACAUCUGAUAAACCUUCUGGACAAGACGUAAAAAAGUCUGGGACGGUGCAUAUUGCGGGGCUUGAUCGCCCCCAUCAUGAAAAAAGGAAGGAACCUGAAUUCGAGAAGGGGGUGCAAUCUGUUAAAACAACCUCUGUUACGAAGGGAUCAAGCUCUGCUGCUCCGGGAAAACAAGGCGCACCGCCGUAUUCUCCAAUAGGCCCCCGGGAUACUUUGGGGGACAUUUGUUACAACUCUUACACAGAGGAGGGCCGUGGUGACGCUCCGCAUCAACCGCCAUGGGGUUUAAAGUAA